Molecule: messenger RNA, 971 nt
Organism: Rhipicephalus microplus (southern cattle tick)
Lineage: Eukaryota; Metazoa; Arthropoda; Arachnida; Ixodida; Ixodidae
Product: medium-chain acyl-CoA ligase ACSF2, mitochondrial-like
Biological process (GO): fatty acid metabolic process
Molecular function (GO): medium-chain fatty acid-CoA ligase activity
Source: RefSeq, a predicted model, not a curated record
CUCAUCCAGCACGGACAGGAAAGUGCGCUCGAGCUACUGGAACCAGACAUGCUCGAAGCCACUAUCUCCGCAUACACUUGGCACUUACGUCGACAUUGCUGCCGAAAGAUUUGGUGAUCGUGUUGGCUGGUCAUUUCUUCAAGAAGGCAAGCACUGCACCUUCAGGGACUUCAAACAGCAGGUUGACCGAGUGGCGCAAGGUCUGCUGUCUCUUGGGUUCAGCAAGGGAGACACAUUGUUAAUAUGGGCUCCGAACAGCUUCAACUGGAUUCUAAUGGCUGCUGCCUCAGCCAAAAUUGGAGUAAUUUCAGCUAGUUGCCAUUUUGCACUGACGGCAGCUGAAUUCGAAAGGUGCCUCCUGACUGUGGGCUUCAAAGGAGUCUUCAUUGCAGAGUCAUUCAAGGUGUUCAACUACUACGACAUGCUCUCCUCAAUAAUACUCGAACUCAGACACUGCAAGCCUGGACAGUUGAGUUGUUCAAAAUAUCCAUUCUUAAGAGCAGUCAUUGCAGGUGGUAACCAAAAAGCACCAGGCUGCACCCCUUUGCAUGAGCUCAUGCAGAGUGAAGGAAAAGAACUUCGCGAAGCCCAGGAAAAAGUCGGCAUGGACGAUCCUUUCACCAUCCUGUUUACCUCGGGAACCACCGGUACUCCGAAGGCUGCCACGAUUAGUCAUCACAACUUCGUCAACAACGUCAUUGCAUUCCACUACAAAUCGAACAUGACUGAGGAUAUGGUGAUGUGCGUUCCUCUCCCAUUCUUUCAUGUGUACGGGCUGAGCGUUGUUCUUGGUCGGACUUUAAUACCGGGUAUCAAGACGGUAGUACCAACGCCCAGCUACGACCUAACUGCUAUGUUCAAGGCCAUCCAAGAGCACAGAUGUACAGACAUUUGCGGAUCCCCCACAAUGUACGUGGAUAUGAUAAAAAGCUCCCUGCUCAAGAAUUACGACCUUUCUUCGCUAAAAAGGG